Molecule: messenger RNA, 2737 nt
Organism: Paramecium sonneborni
Lineage: Eukaryota; Ciliophora; Oligohymenophorea; Peniculida; Parameciidae
Source: the annotation of a GenBank genome assembly
AUGAAUAAAGGACCAAGAGCAGUAUAAUUAAUAUCAGUAGAUGAAGAUAAACGUAAUUAUAUCUAUAGUAUAAUAAGAACUUAAGUUGGAAUAGGAAGCAAUUGAAAUAAUCUAAUCAUUUAGUGAGAAAUGCAAGAAUUUUGCAGUUGUAGUAGUUGUGGGUAAAUAUAGAACCGGGAAGAGUUAUUUGAUUAAUUAAGUUUUAUUGUAAUAAAAUCAAGGGUUUAAUGUUGGAAGUACAGUCAAUGCUUGCACAAAAGUAUUAAAAGGAUAUAAAAAUUAAUAGGGAUUAUGGAUGUGGAGUGAUAUCAUAUAUUUUGAGUCUGGAAGAUCAAAGGAACCUAUUCCUGCAAUAUUGAUUGAUACAGAAGGUAUAGGUUCAUUGGAAGAAGAAUAGAAUCAUGAUGUUAAAAUAUUUUUAUUGGCAAUGUUGAUGAGCUCAUAUUUUAUUUAUAAUAGUGUUGGAACUAUAGAUGACAUGGCAUUAUAAAAUUUGGGAUUGAUUGUAAUUAUUUAUUUAUUAAAUAUUAUAGGUUAAUCUAACCAAAAUGUUAUAAAAAACUGAUGAAUCAACUUAGAAGGAUCUGUUUGAGACAUUUCCUUCAUUUUUAUGGAUUUUAAGAGAUUUUACUUUAAGAUUAGAGGAUGAGUUUGGAAAUAAAAUUACACCAAAAGACUAUUUAGAAAAUGCAUUGAAGCCAUUAAAAGGAUUUAGUGAAACUAUUGAAAAUAAGAAUAAAAUCAGAAGACAUAUAACAUAAUUUUUUUAAGAACGUGAUUGUAUGACAUUGGUUAGACCAACAUAAGAUGAAAAAGAUUUAUAACAUUUAUCUUAAUUAAAAUUUUCAGAAUUGAGAACUGAAUUUUAAGAAUAAUUGACAGCUUUAAGAAAAAAGUUUUCUUAUAAAAUUUCAUUAAAAUAAUAUAAAGGAAAACCAACAACACCUUUUAGUUUUGUUGAAAUGUGCAAGUAAUUUAUUUGAAUAAAUUUAGGCAUUUUGUGAAUACAAUAAAUGAAGGAAAUAUGCCAGUAAUUGAGACACAAUGGUAAAUGAUUUGUAAAUAGGAAUUAAAUAGAACACUUAUAGGAGGUUUAAAAAUUUAUAAAGACAGUAUAGAGGAAUUAUUAUUAUAAAAUGGAAUUUCAUAGGAAUAAUUAGAGAAAUCUCAUAAUAUUGUAAAUAUACUCAUUUAUUAAUAAAUAGUUUUUGAGAAAAGUAAAGUACUAUUUGGAAAAUAAUUGUUUAGAUAAGGAAGGGGAAGAAUUCACUACAGCUAAGAAAAUGAUUAAGUAAUAGAUUUAAGAAUUAUAUGUUGAUGCUUAAUAAAGAUUGUAUAAAAAACAUGAAGAAUAACUAGAAGAAAUAAAGGUUUAAUUCUUAAACAAAUUAAAUGAGCAAUAAAUCAAUAUUUGGGAGUUAGUUUUAGAAUGGAAUUAAAAAUAAGCUCUUAUUUGGAAUAGUGGAGCUAAUCAAACUUUAUAAAUAGAUUAUAUCCAAUAAAUACAAUAAAAUGUUAUGAAUAAGAUUUAAUAUGAAUUUAAAAAAUUAACUUUAUAAUUGAAGUAAUAGUAUAUUUAUAUUAUAAAAGGUAAUAAUGUGAUAGUGGAAAUUAAAUCUAAGAAGAUUUUAAAGAAUAGAAAUAAAGAUAUAAAAAAUAGGAAGAUGAUCUUUAUGAGAAAAUUACAUCAAUUGAAAAAGAUAAGAAUUAAUUAAGGUUAGAAUUAGAAUCUGAAAAAAAUAAAAAUUUAAGAUAAUAAUAACAAAUUUUAUAAUCAUAAACAACUGUGGAUAAUAAAGUAAGUGAGUAUAUGAAUAAAUUGAAAUAAAUUGAAAAAUCAUACAAUGAUUAAUUAAAUGAAAAGGAUAUUCUAAUACAGAAUUCAGAAUUGAAAUAAAAGUAAUAUUAAAAUGAAUUAGAUAAAGUUAAAGCACUAUAAAAACAACAAGAUAAUCUAAAUCAAUAAGAAAUAGCUAAUUUGAGAAGAGAGAUUGAAAGGUUAAAGGAUGAGAUUUCAGAUAAAUAAGAGACUAUAACAAAAUUAAAAUAAAGUUUAGCAGAAACAGAAAGUGUUUCUCAAUAUUCAUCAUUGUAACCAAGUAGAAGAAUUAAAAAUCAAGAUGAAAAUAAUACUUCUACUUUUAAUAAAGAUCUAUAUGAAUAUUAAAUCUAAACAUUACAAGCAUAAUUAGAUGAAUAAAAGAAAUUAACUCAAAAUUUAUUUGAUGCUUUUAAUAGCUAAAAUAAUUUAUAGAAAUCUAUGUAUGAUAAUAUGUCAUAAUCUCAAAAUAUGAUGAAUAAUAAUAAAUUGUUUCACUUCUUGAACAUUAUCCAUCAAUUAAUAGGUUUGUUAGUUGCAAAAACAGAUGAGAGAGAAGGAAAAGAUUAUAAAUAAUUAAUUCAAAAAUUAUUUAACUUUUUUGAAGAUAAUGAUAAUAGUUUUUCAAAUAAUAAUUUAACUGAUAGACCUAAAUUAAAGAAUAGUGAUAGUUAAAGAAUUGAGAAGACAAUGUCAUCUGAAUCUCCUAAAAACUCUAAUCUAAGCAACUGCUAAAAUAUCAAUCCAUUUAGAUCUCCAGAUUAACCAAAAUAUUAAAACACAAAAAUGACUAUUAUGUAAAUGUUUAUGUAACAUAAAAACAAAGAAAAAGAUUAAGAAAAACUAAGAAAAAGUGCAUAAUUGGAAAAUGUGUUAAAGAAUAGAAAUAAUAUGCAUGUUCAAAGAAAAAUGUAUUGA